AUGUCAAAAUUGCAGUGCGAUGAAGGGCAGCCGGCAUGUUCACGUUGCGUCAAGUCAGGCAAGACCUGUGACGGUUAUCGAAUUCAAUCCCAGUUCAUAUUCCGAGAUGAAACAACUAAAACGAGAGCAAAACAUCGUCAGAAAAAGGUCGAAAACCAUCCUCGGCCAGAUCAAAUCGUUUCGUCUUUCACUACACUUGGACGAUUCUCAGCAUCGUAUUCUGAUAUAGCUGUAACUAUCCCGUGUGCAUUCCGCACCUCCAAAGAGGACGUUGCGAUAAACAAUUUCUACAAUAGCACGGUCGACAAUCUACCAAACGAAGAUCCUACGCGCCAUCUUCAUCAGCAACUCCCCUCUCUUUACUUCCAAAGCCAACAAGGCUCUGUCUUGCGUUUAGCAACAAAAGCAAUAUCGUAUGCGUCUGCCUCAAACAUCAUACCACAAGCGGUUCAUCUGUCUGGCAAAUCUUAUACCAAGGCCCUAAGUGCCCUCCGAACGGCUAUCCAGGACCCCAACCUACCUUUCUCUGACGAAACGCUAUACGCUGUACUACUUUUAUGUGGUUAUGAGGAAGGAAUGCUGACGGGUAUCAAGACCAAGAUGAGAGAACCAAGUCUAAGAUCAGCCUGGGGGUCUCAUGUAGACGGAGCUGCCGCUCUUAUAAAAGCUCGUGGCACCAGUAGCUCACAAUCUCGGCUUUUCCAUGAUAUGUUUUCCUUUGUCCGCAAAAGCGUGGUUCUGGGUCAAAUGCAGACUUUAAUGCCUGUUGAUGAGACUUUCUUCAAAAACACUGUGCCCUCCUAUGAAGAUCCAGAAGAUCGCCUGGUUUCACUAGCAGCUAGAGUUUCACAGCUGCAGUGCUCAUGUUACCAGCUGGACACAUCGAAAGAUGUUAGUCCGACUGAAACCGAGAUUUUAAUAUCCGAUGCCACCGAAUUGGAUUCAGAUCUAUCCAUCUGGGCAAGUAGUCUAUUACCCCAAUGGUCUUAUGCCACUGCGGUAAACAUAAGCAAUCCUGGAAGAGCAGAUUAUACUCCACAAGUCAUUCACAGAUAUACAGAUCGCUAUAUCGCUCGCAUCUGGAAUUUGUACCGAGUAUCGAGGCUCAUCAUUCAAUCCAUUCUACUCCGUACCACCACUCGCCUGUCAGCUUCAACAGAAGAUACGUCGAACGUGGAUCAAAGAAAUCGAAUCGAGAGAGUGAUUAUGGAGCUGGUUGACGACAUAUGCUCUAGCGUUCCGUAUUUUCUGGGGCAAGACUUAAAGAAUAUAAGCCUUACUUCCCAUAGUGACGGAAUACAAGUUCACGACCGAAACACUUCAAGCUUUAACGAAAGGAGUAACAUGGGCAUAAUGAUUAGAGGAUUUUCACUGAUAUGGCCCUUGAGCGUCGCCUGUAGCGCCUUGCCUGUUCCUGCCGCACAGAGGGACUGGAUGCAAAGGCAGCUGCAACUACUUACAAACCAUAGUGAGCCUCUCGCUAGCACGAUCCUCUCAGGCAGGCCUAAUGAGUUCCGCUUCGACUGUGUCUAA
Molecule: messenger RNA, 1533 nt
Organism: Fusarium graminearum PH-1
Lineage: Eukaryota; Fungi; Ascomycota; Sordariomycetes; Hypocreales; Nectriaceae
Exons: 4
Coding region: 1-1533 (510 amino acids)
Biological process (GO): regulation of DNA-templated transcription
Molecular function (GO): DNA-binding transcription factor activity, RNA polymerase II-specific; zinc ion binding
Source: RefSeq, a predicted model, not a curated record